GCCCCCGCAGCCAUGGACAUCGGCGGCUUGGAGACGGUGGUGGCCAACUCCGCCUACGUGUCGGCGCGGGGCGGAGGGCCGGGGGGCUCAGCCCGGGACCGGAAGCAUCGCGCCCGCCUGCGCCUGCCCCACAUCUCCCAGUGCGAAGCCCUGCGAGCCCGCCUGGCCGGCGGCGGCCUGCAGAACGGCGUGGCGCAGCAAGAUGGCGGCCAGAAGCAAGAUGGCGGCCAGAAGCAAGAUGGCGGCCAGAAGCAAGAUGGCGGCGGGGAGGAGGAGGAGGUGUCCUUCCGGUGGCAGUGCGUGGAGCAGCCAAUCGGAAAGCGGCUUUUCCGGCAGUUCCUGCAAGCCACGCCGGGAUUGGCUGCCGCCGGGGCGCUGUGGGAGGAGCUUGAGGCCUUCGAGUGCUGCGAGGAGGGGGAGAGGAGCGCGGCGGCCGCCAACAUCCGGAAGAGGUUCUUCACCGACGGAGGGGCCGAGCACUGCGGCUUCCUCAGCGCCACCGCAACAGCGCCGCCGGCGGGUCCCGGCACGGCGGACGACUUCAGCGCGGCCCUGGGCGAGCUGCUGUCCCACCUGGAGCGCUCGGCCUGGGCUCCGUACGUCUCGUCGCCGCACUUCGGCCGCUUCUCGCAGUUCAAGUGGCUGGAGGCCCAGGCCGUGGGCGCCGACGCCUUCGCCGAUUUCCGAGUGCUGGGCAAAGGCGGCUUCGGCGAGGUGUGCGCCUGCCAGCGCCGCGCCACCGGCAAGAUGUACGCCAACAAGAGGCUGAACAAGAAGCGGCUCAAGAAGCGCCAGGGAUACGAGGCAGCCCUGGUGGAGAAGCGCAUCCUGGCGCGGGUGCACAGCCGCUUCAUCGUCUCGCUGGCCUGCGCCUUCCAGACCAAGACCGACCUCUGCCUCGUCAUGACGCUGAUGAACGGCGGCGACCUGCGCUACCACGUGUACAACGUGGACGAGGAGAACCCUGGGUUCCCAGAGCCGCGGGCCGUGUUCUACACGGCGCAGAUCCUGCUGGGGUUGGAGCACCUCCACCAGCACCGCAUCGUCUACCGGGACCUCAAACCCGAGAACGUCCUGCUGGAUGAUGCUGGACACGUCCGUCUGUCCGACAUGGGGCUGGCCGUGGAGCUGAAGGAGGGGCAGAGCAAGACUCGAGGAUACGCCGGGACCCCCGGCUUCAUGGCCCCCGAGGUGCUGCGGGACGAGGAGUACGACAUGGCGGUGGAUUACUUCACGCUGGGGGUGACGCUGUACGAGAUGCUGGACGCCAAGGGGCCGUUCCGCCGCCGCGGGGAGAAGGUGGGGACCCACGUUAAUCGUGUCACUUAUGGGGCACCUGUGGGGCACUGUGUCCCUAUGGGUCACCCCAUGUCCCUUUGGGUCACCUUGCAUCCCUAUGGGUCACCUAUGGGUCACCUCAUGUCCCUGUGUGUCACCCUAUGUCCCUAUGGGUCACUAUGUGUCACUGUGUCCCUAUGGGUCACCUCGUGUCCCUAUGGGUCAUCUAUGGGUCAACUCAUGUCCCUAUGUGUCCCCCUAUGUCCCUAGGGGUCCCUGUGUGUCACUGUGUCCCUAUGUGUCACCCCAUGUCCCUAUGGGUCAUUCUGUGUCCCUAAGGGUCACCUAUGUGUCACCCCAUGUCCCUAUGGGUCAUCUAUGGGUCACCCCA
This is a messenger RNA of Phasianus colchicus (ring-necked pheasant), 1669 nucleotides long. The record is from RefSeq and is a predicted model, not a curated record. Lineage: Eukaryota; Metazoa; Chordata; Aves; Galliformes; Phasianidae.